AGUGACUAGCUUCACUCAGCCUUGCUAGAGAAGAGAGUAAAUGUUCAUCGUAAACUGGUUUUGGGAUACUCUGAACUGGCUGGGACUUUCUCACAAAAACGCCAAGAUACUAUUCCUCGGCCUCGACAAUGCUGGAAAGACGACUCUCUUGCACAUGUUGAAAGAUGACAAGGUGGCCACUCACGUACCUACUUUGCAUCCUUGUUCCGAAGAGCUUCUCAUCGGCAAAAUAAGAUUCCGUACAUUCGACUUGGGAGGUCACGAGACGGCUAGAAGGAUCUGGAAGGACUACUACGCCACCGUUGAUGGAAUUAUUUUUCUUGUCGAUGCCGCUGAUCGCACGAGAUUCCCCGAAGCUGCUGAAGAGUUAAGACACCUUAUGGAAAGUCCCGAGCUCCAGAACGUUCCCAUUGUGGUCUUGGGCAACAAAAUCGAUGUGAGAACUGCCGCUAGUGAGGAAGAGCUGCGACAGUCUUUGGGCCUCUACGGGCACACUACCUUCGGUAAAGACAUCAACAAGCAAAUGGUGAAGAACGCCCGAGAGUCCGGUAUCAGACCAGUGGAGGUGUUUAUGUGCUCAGUGGUGAAGAGAAUGGGCUAUGCUGAAGGCUUCAGGUGGCUCUCUGAAUUCUUAGAUUAGAAGGUGCUUCCUUGUCACUUUAUCUGUACUCUUUUCAAC
Molecule: messenger RNA, 679 nt
Organism: Perkinsus marinus ATCC 50983
Lineage: Eukaryota; Perkinsozoa; Perkinsida; Perkinsidae
Product: small GTP-binding protein sar1, putative
Exons: 1
Coding region: 41-640 (199 amino acids)
Biological process (GO): intracellular protein transport; vesicle organization; endoplasmic reticulum to Golgi vesicle-mediated transport
Cellular component (GO): COPII vesicle coat; endoplasmic reticulum exit site
Molecular function (GO): GTP binding; GTPase activity
Source: RefSeq, a predicted model, not a curated record